AUGCAGUCCUCGGGACACCGCUUCCGCGACGUGGGAACACCAUCCUCUCCUGAACGAAAGCGAUGGCUACAGCCCUGCCCAUUCGGACAACGAUUUGGUGGACAGACUGUGGUUCAUCCGGGACGGCUGUGGCAUGGUGUGCGCCGUAAUCACAUGGAUGCUGGUCUUCUAUGCAGACUUUGUGGUGACUUUUUUGUAAAUGCUGCUGCCAUCCAAAGACUUUUGGUAUUCCGUCAUUAACGGGACCCUUUUCAACUGCCUGGCGGUCAUGGCACUGGCCUCCCACCUAAGGACCAUGCUAACCGAUCCGGGAGCGGUGCCCAAAGGAAAUGCCACUAAGGAGUAUAUGGAAAGCCUACAGCUGAAACCAGGGGAAGUCAUCUACAAAUGUCCGAAGUGUUGCAGCAUCAAACCGGAGCGAGCGCACCACUGCAGUAUUUGCAAGCGAUGCAUCCGAAAGAUGGACCAUCACUGUCCGUGGGUCAACAACUGUGUGGGUGAGAAGAACCAAAGGUUUUUCGUGCUCUUCACUAUGUACAUAGCACUGAUCUCUCUGCACGCCCUCAUUCUUUGUGGCUUCCAGCUCUUCACCUGUGUCCGGGGGCAGUGGACAGAUUGCAGCAGCUUCAGUCCACCUGUCACAGUGAUCCUCAUGAUCUUCCUCUGCCUCGAGGGCCUCCUCUUUCUCACCUUCACAGCUGUCAUGUUCGGGACACAGAUUCAUUCCAUAUGCAAUGAUGAAACGGUACGUGGGGAUAUGGGACAAGCCAUGACUGUUACUGCUCUGAUUUCUGGUGUUGGUGUGUGUUUUUUUGUUUGUUUUUUUUCUGAUUAG
Messenger RNA from Staurois parvus, 835 nucleotides. The record is from the annotation of a GenBank genome assembly. NCBI's taxonomy places the organism in Eukaryota, Metazoa, Chordata, Amphibia, Anura, Ranidae.